This is a messenger RNA of Coregonus sp. 'balchen', 24504 nucleotides long. Lineage: Eukaryota; Metazoa; Chordata; Actinopteri; Salmoniformes; Salmonidae. The record is from the annotation of a GenBank genome assembly.
CCCAAAAGCAAGAAAAGCCGACAAAACCCGUUCGUUCAGAGACACUUUUGCUCUGGCCCUCAUUCCGAGUCGUAAUUGAGUUUUUCUGGGAAAGAAGAAGGAUCGGAUUUACAGUACCAACUAGAAAGUCCAGUUCCACCAACCGAGAUGUCACAGGAGCAUGACAAGUAAGUGUUUUCAAUCACCACUGCAAGUCCAUUAGAACCAAUGUGUUGAACUCAUACAGCAUUCUCUACUUUGGUGCAAAAAUGAGCCGUCGAUAUUUGACUGUUUUUGAGGGGUUUUACUUGGUGCAUGUGGAUUCUAAUAGAGUGUGAGAAAGUUUACUUUUUGCCUGUCUGACAAAACGAGGAUGAUUCAAUAUCUGUAUUUAUCGUGCUUGGGAUCCGUGAGAGCGCCAUUGAGAGUUUACAAGCACAGUUUCACUUGUCGUGUUCCAGCCUGCAUGGCACAGGUGUACUGUAUCUCUCCACCUGUCGUGCUAGUUCAGGCGCCUGUUCAGAGUACUGUUCUGCCGUUCCGUCUGUCAGUAUUUGAUUUAGCUUACAAUAAUUGAAGAAAUUCGUCUUAAUACCCCCUGGAGGUGUUUGAUUUGGCUUUACCUUUGCAAGGCAUACGUUUUGCCUAUUGUUUUAGGCUACUUUAUUGAAAUUGAGGCAUUAUGCAUAUAUUUUCCUAUUUAUUUUAGGAUUGAAAUGCAGUAUGUGAUGCCUAAUCCAUGCUUGUAAUGUCAUUUCUAAUCGAAAAUUACAUUUUAAUCGAAAAAAUAUAAAUAAUGAUUUUUAGAAUGAUUUUAAUAUUUGCUCCAAAGUGGUCAAAUGUGGAUGUAUUUUGUCAGUUUGAGGGCAAUGACAAGGAGACUGUUGACUCCAGUGAAAUCAUACACCUGUUAGGCGUUGGCCCCUAUAGUCAAAGGAACAAUGUAAGCAAGCAUUCUCUCCGUUGUAUUGCAUACAGACAUACAGUCACUGGAUGAAUAAUUUAUUUUGACAGAAUUAUUUAAUUGAUUGAGAUAGUGAAUAUGAAGAAAAAAAAGGGAUUUUGAUAUUCACAAAUAGGCCAUUGUUGAAAGGGGGGGGAGUAGGCCAAUAAAUAACAACUUUUUCGUUUUAUGUUUUUAAUGUAAUUCCAAAUGUAAAAUGUGUAAUUUAGGCCAGCCUAUUUCCUGACAUCCAACAACGGUGUGAGAGGCAAUUGGGGUUCCUCUUCAACAUUUCUGGGAAAACAAUGUAGACAACGCUAUUUAUUCAGUGUCCAAUUCAAUGCUUUUUUUUCCAAAUAGAAAAAACGUUAAUGCUCCUUUGUUUUAACAAUGUAUUGCCAGUUAUUGCCAUUAACGAAUAUAUCGGGUUGAAAAUCCCUAACGCCUCAAUUUUACCCGGGAAACAGUUUGUGAAUGAAACAAUUAGAUAUUGGAUUACUAAUAAUAUGUUUACCUUGACCAGUCAGAAUAAAAGCCUUUUCUGUAGUAACUAUAGCUUGGAAACAAAAGGAAAUCAAUCCAUAAAUUCAGUGUAUGCCACUCUGGAGAAGCGUUCAUGUGAAUUGAGGAUAGAAAAGCUAUAGGUAUCAUAUCUCACGCUAGCUUUUAUUUUAUAGGAUCAUAGGAGACAUUUUGUUUGUAGAUAUAUUUAUUGAAUGAAAUAAAUAUGCCCAGUGUAGACUUUAGGUCUGAGAAGUCGUCAUUGUUUGCACUUUCAAUAUUGUUCCCACAUCCCACUUGAAAGCUCUAGGGUUCUGUUUGUGACUGUAAAAUCAUUCAGUUAAAAAUAAAACUACUGAGUAAUUGUGUGAUCAUGUCAUAUAACACACUACACUAUUCCAAGUUUGACCUUCACCCACAAUUGACAGAAAGACUGCAUUGCUUCUCAUAAUACAAUGGUGUAGACCUGGGCCUAAUAGGUUAAUAAUAAGUGCCUUAUCAAGUCCUAGAAGAAUAAGAUUUGUAUUGAUUUCUUAUACUGUAGAGUUACCUACCAACAUGUAAAUUAGAACUACAUUGACCCCCUCCCAUACACCUAGCCCCUUCACUAAACACCAGAAGAAGGUGUAGCCAAGUCUUUUUUUUUUUUUUUUUUUUUUUGUUCCUCUUCGAGAGAGGAUGCAUUACUUGCUUUCUUUGGGAGUGUAUUCAGUUAAGCUUGGUGAUGAUGAUGAUGACGAUGGCGAUAAAUGUUCUCAAACAGGUUCUCUAAAAAUAAAACAACAACCCAGUCUGAUAAACCCUGGAAUGUUGCACUAGAUCCUUCUGUGUAGAUAACAGACAGGUAACCAAUAGGAAACACUUAACAACAGACAGGUAACCAAUAGGAAACGCUUAACAGCAGACAGAUAACUAAUAGGAAACAUUCAAUAGCAGACGGGUAACCAAUAGGAAACUGUUGAUCAUCAUGAGCUGUCACACUGGAAGAGCCAGUCUUUUCUCCGAGAUGCCAUAAUCUCACAAAUUGCUGAGAUUUGUUGCACAAUCGUCUUGCUUGUACAACAGGUCUGGAAGAUAAAGUGUGACAUUGUUGAUCUCUCCAACUGUUAGUUGGUUGUGAACAAGGCAGUGAUUGUUGCUCUGACUGUCUGUUGAUAUAUUACGUGCUGUCAGUCUGGCGUAUCCAUCUGAUGAUUCACUGUCUGAUUUUUAAGUGAACCAGUUAGAGAAACAGGGUCACAUUAACUAUAUUAACAUAUUUAUAACUCAGUCCAUCUUAAAUGUGUAGCUUAUUAUUAUUAUUAUUAUUAUUAUUAUUGCAGCUCCUGGUUUUGACAUGUACUAUAUGUAGCACGAGUUGCUUUCUCCCAUGACAUUGUCACGGCACUCCUCCUAACCUCUCUCUCUCUCCUCUCUCCCCCUCUGCCAGUAAGAGGGCAGUCCUGGUGCUGCAGAAUGAUCCCAGCUACGGUCAGCGGCGGCCAUUCACCAACGAGGACGAGGCGUGGAAGUCGUUCCUGGAGAAUCCCCUGACGGCCGCCACCAAGGCCAUGAUGAGCAUCAACGGGGACGAGGACAGCGCCGCAGCCCUGGGCCUCCUCUACGACUACUACAAGGUAACAUAGAAGUGACAGAACCAAGGCUGGUUAUUACCGGUACAGGAGCUGUAUUCCCUCACAGGUGUCAUGACACUCCUAUAAGGUGUAUAUGGCUGCACUGUAAUUGAUUAUUAUCAAUUCAUAACAGCACAGCCACAAAUAAGCUCCCCACUUGGCAAGCAUCAAAAUGACAACCACACAAUUUGAACCAUUGUGUUUAUUAAUGAUUUAUAAACCCUUAUCCACUAGUACGGCCUAUGAAAUAUGUAUGCACUCACUAACUGUAGUCGCUCUGGAUAAGAGCGUCUGCUAAAUGACUAAAAUGUAAAUGUAAACUAAACGACUGAAGUAGCUUUACUCAAGACCUGUGUCUUCCAGACUUCAUUUGUGAAGCAGCCACAGCACAUUGACUGGUUGCCAUUUUGUUUUCCAUGUAGACAGAGAUGGUUCUAUUGGAUGUGGUCAGACUCACAGCGGCUGUGUUUACCUUCCCAUGCAGGUUCCCCGGGAGAAGAGAACAAUAUCUCAGACCAAGACAGACUCACUGGGCUCUGAUGUGGAUCCCAACAAAAGGUAUAUGUAGGUAUAACAUCCCUUUUACAAACCAGAAUUUGCCAUGGUAAUGCAUUUUAGCAUUAUGUUUUGUUUCUGUGUGUGUGUGUGUGUUGGUUGGUUGAUAUCCACGCGAUACCCACGCCCCACCUGUCUAUGGUCCUUAUUUCAUAUUAAACCAAUGACAUUUUACCUGCCCUGUUUUUUUUAAUUGUUAUUUUUAAUUGUUCUUGCUCAGGCACUUGAUGACCCCCCUGCAAGAGACUUCCAUGGCGUCAGCGGAGAGCAGGAUCCAGGUUCUGAAGGGCCCCUUUAACAUCCUCCUGCCCAACCAGCUGCAUGGCCAUGACAACAAGAGGGGAGUCCCUUUCCCCUCCCCAGACACCACUGUCACCGUCUCCAUCGCCACCGUCCCCAACUACCCCAAUGUCAAGAUGGAGGGGCCCUCCAACAGCUUCUCUGUCACAGUCCCCAACCACUGCUCUGAGUCCGACAGCCACACGGUGGAGUUCGCCCGGCAGCUCACCCACAGCCAGUUCAGCCCCAGCACCCAGUCCCGAACCCCCGACUCCACCUUCCCAGAGAACUAUAAGGACGGUCACCAAGAGGUGUGUAAACAUGCUCAACAACAAGGAUCCAAUAGCCUUUUCUCUCAUCUAAAACCCCCCAACCCUCCCCCACUUUCAGAUCUCUCUCUCCCCCGUCAGACAAUACCCCUUUUACCUGAGCCUCUGGAGCCUACAACAGUGGAUCUCAGCCCUCCCUGUUUUAUUUGAAUAUGCCAAAAUAGCGGACCAGCGUGUUAUUAUGCCAUUGUCUGGCCUACACAAUAAAGUGCUGUACUAUUUCCCCCCUACAAUAGCCCAGGCCCUUUCUCUCUCCUCUCUCUCUUUCUCUAUUUAACCUGGAGGGGGAUUACCUUGAAAAGGGAUAACCCAACACAACCCCCUUCACACAGGGGGAGGGAGGGAGGGAGGGAAGGAGAGAGGGAGGGAUUGGAAGGGAAGUGGUUUGUUUCCCCUUCACUGAAAAAGAGAGAAAGCGGGCAAGAGAGAGGGAGAAAGAGAGAGAGAGCUCCCUUGACUCCCUUUAACCCCUGAAAGCACUAGCUACAGCCUCGUCAUGGAUGCUUGUCUAAAUCCAAGCCCUCUCUCCUCUUUGUGUGCCGCAGGUGUUCUCCUUCCCAGGGGAUCUCCAGUUACGCCUGGCCUCCAUCGCGCCAGAGGAAUACACCGCUUUUGACACCGUGCCGGGGUAAGCCCGCCGGCCGCCCGCUGUCGCCAUUCAGGCCCUGAUAGAAGACUACUGAAAAUAGCCUCAUUCACCACAGUCACCUGGGAGUCACCAGAUUCCCUCAGUGUAAAAGGCACAAUGCCAAACAACAGGGCCUCUGUGACGCUACGAGGAGUUUGGGUCACGAUCAAGUCAAUGGGAAGGGAUUGAUGAGUGGGGCCUUAAUGUGAAGGCAUACCCUUUCCAUAUCCUGAAAUCCAGACCUGUUUUGUGCCAAACAUAUGACACAGAGUACAAGGAGUGGAAUGUCAGCACAAAACAGGUCUGGAUUUCAGGCUACUCUUUCCCUAAAGGAAAAUACAAAUGUACUAUUGUAACCAAUACUUAUUUCUCUAUUAGGAAUAAUUUUGAGUACACCCUGGAGGCGUCCAAGUCGCUGCGUCAGAAGACAGGUGACGGCACCAUGACGUACCUGAACAAGGGUCAGUUCUACCCUAUCAGCCUCAGGGAGAUGGACAACAGCAAGCAGCUUCACCACCCCAUCAGCAAAGUCAGGGUAAGACCACACCACAAAGCUAGCUAGUCUCAUUGUUGAAGUACCAAUACAUGAUAUGAGUAGGUCUCAUGUUAAAGAUACCUCUGGUGAAAGGUUAGACAGAAUAAACAGAGAAAUCUUAGGCGAGUUGGUAGCUAUUUUGCUAAUAGUAGCUUUUAGCUACUAACAGGUCUGAUCUCGUUAAAUUGAAUGUGUCAGUUGAGCUAACAUGUUUGAUGGCCCUGGGAUUGUGUGCUCCAUUUCAGAGUGUGGUGAUGGUGGUGUUCGGGGAAGAGAAGUGCAGAGAUGACCAGCUGAAGCACUGGAAGUACUGGCACUCCAGACAGCACACAGCCAAGCAGAGGUGUCUUGAUAUUGGUAAGAGCCCAUGCUACUGGAGUCUACAUCACACACAUCUCCACAAUAACUCCUAAAGGGAAGUUUAAAGGACUAAAGAAUACAUUAAAGGCCUGAUUUACGGUGCGAAGCACAAGGAAAAACAAAACACUGGCUAAAACAUUCAUUGCUUUACCCUUUAAAAGUGUUAAUGAACCUGUUUUAUUACUUCUGGGAAAUAACAGGUGCAAAUUUCCCAUUACAAAUGCUUACUAAAUUAGGCCAUAGUUUCUUAUGUUACAUAAAGUCUCCAGAAGUACUUCAUGAAUGGUGACGAAUGCAUUUGAUCAUAUCUACCUAACACUCUUACCAUACCAUCCUGCACUGCCACUGAUUCACUGUUGUUCCCUGAAUUGUUGUGCAAUCAUCACCCUCCAUUUCCUCCCUCCUGUCACAUGCUGUCUCUGUCUCAGCUCAAGGAGGAGCAGGCAGCUAGCCAAGGAGCCAGACAGACAGAUCCACCCAAUGAACAACACAAACUGGGCCUGUAUUCAAAAAGUGUCUCAGAGUAGGAGUGCUGAUCUAGGAUCAGGUCCUCCCUAGUCCAUAUAAACUUAAUCUUAUUCAUUAAUACUCAUUGGUUGAAUCUUAACAAACCUCUUUAGAACAAUACACCUGAUUGGAUAAGGGAGGGUGAGAGUGUGGGUGGAAAUGGGACAAGGCCAGUUGCCCUGUUUGUUAAUAAUACCUGUGUAAACUGGGCUCCAUGGUGGCUCCCUGUCAGAACAAUCCAGUAACUUAAUUUUCUGGAGGUAGACUGAUCAAUCUUACUCUGCACGCACACACUGUGAAAAGAAAGCUUAAUUCUGCUUGACAGAGGAAAGUGUAUUGUCUCAUUUGCAGUCUGAAUUUGAUGGAAGGACUAUGGGCGAAAGGUGACUGUUGAUACACCCUGCUUGCUUUGGAUUAAAGUAGUCAGUCAGUCAAAAACGUAGAGGCGCCCUACUUAAACAGUGUGGUUUGUAGUAAAGGGCUAUAGGCCAAGGUGUGAGAGUGUAUUGGUGAUCCCUAGUAAGGAAGUUGAUUGUGAUUGGUCAGAACUUAAAGUUGGCGACCAAGCACCUAGAUUUCCGAAUUUCUCGCGUUAUUUUGUAAAAUGGCAGAGUGAAAAUGGCUCUGAAAGACUUGGAAGUACAAUAAUGCGAGACUAGGAGGCCAAUACCACAGAGGGAGCUUUUUUUAUCCACACCUUUGAGGAUCGACUUCACUAGUGUGGGAGCACAUUCUCAGUACUUGUAUCUAAAACAAGCUACUGACCUGAGCUUCAUUCUUAUGCAACGCUACUAAGACAAUGAAAUCAACCCUAUCCUUAUAAUAUUGUCAUCCUUCCUCCAAUAAAAUAUCAGAAGUCUCCUUCCACCACUCCAUACAUCAACUUAGCCAACUUACUGUAGUUUCAUAACUUAGCCACGACCGCAGCCCCUUUUCAUUGAAAGUCUAAUGUCAAUGCUAACAGUACAGUCCAUUAUGUGUCCUGUCGUUCCCAGCUGACUACAAGGAGAGCUUCAACACCAUCAGCAACAUCGAGGAGAUCUCCUACAACGCCAUAUCCUUCACCUGGGACAUCAACGAGGAGGCUAAGGUGAGAUACAGGAAACAUACCUUGGGUAUGAGGAAUGAGAGGAAAAAGGUGAAGGGAGAUGGAGAGAAAGUUGUAGGUCAACUUGUUUAUCCCUACAACACAUCAAAUCAAAUCAAAUGUGUAUUGGUCACAUACACAUAUUUAGCAGAUGUUAUUGCUGGUAUAGCGAAAUGCUUGUGAUCCUAGCUCCAACAGUGCAGUAAUAUCUAACAAUACACACAAAUCUAAAAGUAAAAUAAUUAGGAAAUAUAGAAAUAUAUACAGUACCAGUCAAAAGUUUGGACACACCUACUCAUACAAGGGUUUUUCUUUAUUUUUACUAUUUUCUACAUUGUGCAAAGCUGUCAUCAAGGCAAAGGGUGGCUAUUUGAAUAAUUAUAACACUAUUAUUCUACAAAAUAAAGAAAAACCCUUGAAUGAGUAGGUGUGUCCAAACUUUUGACUGGUACUGUAUAUAUAUAUAUAUAUACUGUAUGUGAUGGGAUGUAUAGACAUUGUGGACAGCAUAUGGAUAUAAUAUAUAGUAUAUCUGAAGGAUAUGUAGGAUAGAAUAGUAUAUGUGGUCAGAUGAAGCAGAUGCUAAGCUACAGGACUGUUUUGCUAGCACAGACUGGAAUAUGUUCCGGGAUUCUUCCGAUGGCAUUGAGGAGUACACCACAUCAGUCACUGGCUUCAUCAAUAAGUGCAUCGAUGACAUCGUCCCCACAGUGACUGUACAUACCCCAACCAGAAGCCAUGGAUUACAGGCAACAUCCGCACUGAGCUAAAGGGUAGAGCUGCCGCUUUCAAGGAGCUUAUAAGAAAUCCCGCUAUGCCCUCCGACGAACCAUCAAACAGGCAAAGCGUCAACACAGGACUAAGAUCGAAUCGUACUACACCGGCUCCGACACUCGUCGGAUGUGGCAGGGCUUGCAAACUAUUACAGACUACAAAGGGAAGCACAGCCGCGAGCUGCCCAGUGACACGAGCCUACCAGACAAGCUAAAUUACUUCUAUGCUCUCUUCGAGGCAAGUAACACUGAAACAUGCAUGAGAGCAUCAGCUGUUCCGGAUGACUGUGUGAUCACGCUCUCCGUAGCCGAUGUGAGUAAGACCUUAAAACAGGUCAACAUUCACAAGGCCGCAGGGCCAGACGGAUUACCAGGACGUGUAGUCCGAGCAUGCGCUGACCAACUGGCAAGUGUCUUCACUGACAUUUUCAACCUCUCCCUGUCUGAGUCUGUAAUACCAACAUGUUUCAAGCAGACCACUAUAGUCCCUGUGCCCAAGAACACUAAGGUAACCUGCCUAAAUGACUACCGACCCGUAGCACUCACAUCUGUAGCCAUGAAGUGCUUUGAAAGGCUGGUCAUGGCUCACAUCAACACCAUUAUCUCAGAAACCCUAGAACCACUCCAAUUUGCAUAUCGCCCCAACAGAUCCACAGAUGAUGCAAUCUCUAUUGCGCUCCACACUGCCCUUUCACACCUGGACAAAAAUAACACCUAUGUGAGAAUGUUAUUCAUUGACUACAGCUCAGCGUUCAACACCAUAGUGCCCUCAAAGCUCAUCACUAAGCUAAGGAUCCUGGGACUAAACACCUCCCUCUGCAACUGGAUCCUGGACUUCCUGUCGGGCCGUCCUCCAGGUGGUAAGGGUAGGUAACAACACAUCCGCCACGCUGGUACUCUACACGGGGGCCCCUCAGGGGUGCGUGCUCAGUCCCCUCCUGAACUCCCUGUUCACUCAUGACUGCAUGACCAGGCACGACUCCAACACCAUCAUUAAGUUUGCCGACGACACAACAGUGGUAGGCCUGAUCACCUACAACGAUGAGAGCCUAUAGGGAGGAGGUCAGAGACCUGGCCAGAACAGCAACCUCUCCCUCAACGUGAUCAAGACAAAGGAGAUGAUUGUGGACUAAAGGAAAAAGAAGAGGACCGAGCACACCCCCAUUCUCAUUGAUGGGGCUGUAGUGGAGCAGGUUGAGAGCUUCAAGUUCCUUGGUGUCCACAACACCAACAAACUAACAUGGUCCAAGCACACCAAGACAGUCGUGAAGAGGGCACGACAAAACCUAUUCCCCCUAAGGAGACUGAAAAGAUUUGGCAUGGGUCCUCAGAUCCUCAAAAGGUUCUACAGCUGCACCAUCGAGAGCAUCCUGACUGGUUGCAUCGCUGCCUGGUAUGGCAACUGUCUGUAAACAAUUGUUGGAAAAAUUACUUGUGUCAAACUAUAGUUUUGGCAAGUCGGUUAGGACAUCUACUUUGUGCAUGACACAAGUAAUUUUUCCAACAAUUGUUUACAGACACAGUAUUUCACUUAUAAUUCACUGUAUCACAAUUCCAGUGGGUCAGAAGUUUACAUACACUAAGUUGACUGUGCCUUUAAACAGCUUUGAAAAUUCCAGAAAAUGAUGUCAUGGCUUUAGGAGCUUCUGAUAGGCUAAUUGACAUAAUUUGAGUCAAUUGGAGGUGUACCUGUGGAUGUAUUUCAAGGCCUACCUUCAAACUCAGUGCCUCUUUGCUUGACAUCAUGGGAAAAUCAAAAGAAAUCAGCCAAGACCUCAGAAAAAAUAUUGUAGACCUCCAAAAGUCUGGUUCACCCUUGGGAGCAAUUUCCAAACACCUGAAGGUACCACGUUCAUCUGUACAAACAAUAGUACGCACGUAUAAACACCAUGGGACCACGCAGCCAUCAUACCGCUCAGGAAGGUGACACGUUCUGUCUCCUAGAGAUUAACGUACUUUGGUGCGAAAAGUGCAAAUCAAUCCCAGAACAAUAGUAAAGGACCUUGUGAAGAUGCUGGUGGAAACAGGUACAAAAGUGUCUAUAUCUACAGUAAAACGAGUCCUAUAUCGACAAAACCUGAAAGGCCGCUCAGCAAGGAAGAAGCCACUGCUCCAAAACCGCCAUUAAAAAGCCAGACUACGGUUUGCAACUGCACAUGGGGACAAAGAUCUUACUUUUUGGAGAAAUGUCCUCUGGUCUGAUGAAACAAACAUAGAAGUGUUUUGCCAUAAUGACCAUCUUUAUGUUUGGAGGAAAAAGGGGUCGCUUGCAAACCGAAGAACACAAUCCCAAACGUGAAGCACGGGGUUGGCAGCAUCAUGCUGUGGGGGUGCUUUGCUGUAGGAGGGACUGGUGCACUUCACAAAAUAGAUGGCAUCAUGAGGAAGGAGAAUUAUGUGGAUAUAUUGAAGCAACAUCUCAAGACAUCAGUCAGGAAGUUAAAGCUUGGUCGCAAAUGGGUCUUCCAAAUGGACAAUGACCCCAAGCAUACUUCCAAAGUUGUGGCAAAAUGGCUUAAGGACAACAAAGUCAAAGUCAAACUUCUGACCCACUGGGAAUGUGAUGAAAGAAAUAAAAGCUGAAAUAAAUAAUUCUCUCUACUAUUAUUCUGACAUUUCACAUUCUUAAAAUAAAGUGGUGAUCCUAACUGAGCUAAAACAGGGAAUUUGUACUAGGAUUAAAUGUCAGGAAUUGUGAAAAACUGAGUUUAAAUGUAUUUGGCUAAGGUGUAUGUAAACUUCCAACUUCAACUGUAGGUAGGUGUUUGUCUGCCGUUGAGGCCACAUUCUUUUACCUGUCAUCGCCAUUGUUUAGCUAAUGUGAUGCACAUACAAGGGAGGCCUUAGGGGCUAAGACGUGCCCAACAAUGGGAGUUGGAAUGAGGAAACGCGGCAGGGGGGCAGAAAACUGGAUUUGACAGCUAACGAUGGAAUCCUGUCCGACCGGGUUCGAGGGAAGAGCAGUAUUCCACUGUUCCUGACCAGUUUUUUUGGUCGUGAGGGAUGGCGUCAACUGCCAACCUCCCAGACGGUUGUGAGGGAUGGUGUCAACUGUCAACCUCCCAGACGUUUUAGCUAGCGCUUUGUGUUCGUGUAGUGCUAUGACACUGCUACUGUUGAUUGUUCGACUGUAACCUGGGAUGUUAACACAAUUAGGCUAACAAAUAGACGGGCAGACAAGACAGUACCGCAGUUCAUAAAUCCCUUGGAUCCCCUGAGGGAGACACACACAGACACACACACAUAACCAGGAUGUGGUCUUCUCGUCUCAUGACCCGAGGCCUGUGUCCAUAGGAUAGAGGAUGUUCAUCCUUGUGUGUGUGUACUGUGUAUAACCACCUGUUUGUACUGUGUAGAAUCACCUUUGUGUACCCACCACUCUGCCUGUUUGUUAGAACCACAGAUGAGCCAGGUGUAAGGUGUCACACUAAGGAUGAUGUGUAAGACUGAUAGGACACAUAGUCACUGCGUUUGUGUACGUAUGCGUGUGUGUGAAAGAUGCUUUACCUUCUCUCGUUGUGCCCCCUGGUGAUUUGAAACGUAGGCACACACAGUUUACUCUGAAGGCAGAAGUGAAACAGAAGUCAAAGCAGGAGCAGCCUUUCCCAAAUGUUGACACCCUUUGGGUUUCUUGAUAGGACAUACUCCUAGGAUCAUGAGAAUAGGUCAUUAUAUGAUGAGAUCACCUUUACUGAAGAUGAGUAAUUGCAAAAACAUUUAAAUGGAACAUGUAGCUCAUGAGACUAUGUUGCGCCAGACAUGACUUUACAUGAAGUAAGCCAUAUAGUUACUUACUACUUUGGUUAACCGGUCGGCUAUUUGAUUAAACCAAGCAUCUCAUUUAGAAAACUAGUUCAAUUCAGCUUAAAAUUAACUACAAAAUGUAGUUACUAUAUAGUUACUAUGUGAUUAUAGAAAUAAAUUAACAGUUGUCACUACAUGAUAUCUGUGCAAACUUGCAGUUAACGUUUCUCAGUGGUUAUAAUAUUAAGUAAGCAUAUUGACAUAGUACUUUCUAAAGAAAGCGAUGUUUUGAAAUUGCUUUCAGCAACCUUCUUUUAGUGGUUGCUAGUAGAACUGAGUCAACAUGUAAUUACCACUGUCUGCCAAAAGAGGGAGACACACACUAGUUCAGUAAAGACUGCACGUACAAAAACAAGGAACCAGACAGAGAUUCUAUGCUCUUUGGAAUUCAGUGGGAGUGGAACCAGUGGGAAUGCUGUCGAAAAAAUAUGACCUAAUUUACUGUGCAUGGAACAUCAGUCAUUGACAAAGAAUACAAUCCAAUUUCACCAUUUGCAUUAUUUUAGCUUUUUUCUACAACUAUAAAAAUAAAUUUCUAUACAGAAUAAACAGGGUCUAAUGCCUUAAGUGUAAGAUACUGUACCAUGCGUUGUGCACAAUCACUAUAGUGUUUAACAUAGUGAGGCAAUGGUACACAAAUCCCCCCCCCCACACACACCAUUUGUUGUUAUGCAUGGUUUUAAGGUACCUGAAUUACUCAACAAAUAAAAUUCCCACUGAAAAAACAACAUCCUGAAUCUUCCUCCUCUUCCUCCUCCUCUUCCUCAGAUCUUCAUCUCGGUCAACUGCCUAAGCACAGACUUCUCCUCCCAGAAGGGGGUGAAGGGCCUUCCACUGAAUCUGCAGAUAGACACCUACAGCUACAACAACCGCAGUAACAAGCCAAUCCACCGGGCCUUCUGCCAGAUCAAGGUGUUCUGUGACAAGGGAGCUGAGAGGAAGAUCAGAGACGAGGAGAGGAAGCAGUCUCGCAGGAAGGGCAAGUGCACCGACCUCACCGCCAGUAUGGGAGCAUGUGAGUGCCCACUGAGCAUAGACACAUAGAAAUGAGCAUAGACACAUAAACACACACAGGCGCAAGCACACACAUACACACACAAUAAUAUACUGAACAAAAAUAUAAACGCAACAUGCAACAAUUUCAAAGAUUUUAAUGAGUUACAGUUCAUAUAAGGAAAUCAGUCAAUUGAAAUAAAUUCAUUAGGCCCUAAUCUAUGGAUUUUACUUGAGAAUACAGACAUGUAUCUGUUGCUCACAGAUAACUUUUUUUGAAAGGUAGGGACAUGGAUCAGAAAACCAGUCAGUAUCUGGUGUGUCCACCAUUUGCCUCAUGCAGUGCAGCACAUAGAGUUGAUCAGGCUGUUGAUUGUGGCCUGUGGAAUAUUGUCCCACUCCUCUUCAAUGGCUGUGCGAAGUUGCUGGAUAUUGGCGGGAACUGGAACACCCUGUCUUACACAUCGAUCCAGAGCAUUCCAAACAUGCUCAAUGUGUGACAUGUCUGGUGAGUAUGCAGGCCAUGGAAGAACUGGGACAUUUUCAGCUUCCAGGAAUUGUGUACAGAUCCUUGCGACAUGGGGCCGUGAAUUAUCAUGCUGAAACAUGAGGUGAUGGCGGAGGAUGAAUGACACGACUAUGAGCCUCAAGAUCUCGUCACGGUAUCUCUGCGUAUUCAAAUUGCCUGCUACGUUGUCCGUAGCUUAUGCCUGCCCAUACACCCACCGCCACCAUGGGGCACUCUGCUCACAAGAUUGACAUCAGCAAACUGCUCGCCCACACGACGCCAAACACGUGGUCUGUGGUUGCGAGGCUGGUUGGACUUACUGCCAAAUUCUCUAAAACAACGUUGGAGGUGGCUUAUGGUAGAGAAAUUAACAUUAAAUUUUCUGGCAACAGCUCUGGUGGACAUCCCUGCAGUCAGCAUGCCUAUUGCAUGCUCCCUCAAAACGUGAUACAUCUGUGGCAUUGUGUUGUGUGACAAAACUGCACAUUUUAGAGUGGCCUUUUAUUGUCCCCAGCACAAGGUGCACCUGUGUAAUGAUCAUGCUGUUUAAUCAGCUUCUUGAUAUGCCACACCUGUCAGGUGGAUGGAUUAUCUUGUCAAAGGACGAAUGCUCACUAACAGAGAUUAAAAUAAAUGUGUGCACAAUAUUUGAGAUAAAUAAGCUUUUUGUGCGUAUGGAAAAUGGGACCAACACUUUACAUGUUGCGUUUAUAUUUUUGUUCAGUGUUAUAUGAUCUAUUCUUGCAACGAUACACAUCAACAAGGCUCAUCAUUUGUCAUUUUCGACCCCCCCCCCCCCCAUAGAUGGUGACGUCAAAGUCCCUCUUCUUCAGAAGCGUAAUGAUGUCACAACCUUCAAGAUGAUGACUGACUUUGAGACUCAGCCGGUUCUCUUCAUCCCUGACAUCCACUUCUCCAACGUCCAGCGCCAUGUGAGUACCCCUAUACACUGAUCUAUGGUCCGUCUUGCAUUUCACCUUCUAAUGGUGAAUGGUUAGGAUUUGGGCAGGGUAAGCUGACCCUAGAUAUGUAUCUUAAGGCAACUUCUACCCAGACAUGACAGGGUCAACAUCCUUGGCCAGGUAACCGAAUGCAGGGUUAUGCAAAGUAUGCAUACCACCUAAAUGUUAUGGGAUGGUACCUGUGACAUUCAAACUGAUAUUAAAACAGUUUAAUUUUCCUGAUAUACUGUAGGUGUGGUGAUAAGGCUGUUAUCAGAUUAAUUGGGACAAAAUUAUAAACGCCAACCCUUUUUUUAGCGGAUUCCAAAAAAUCUACCUGUGUAUUUGCAUUGGGCUGUAUGUAGGCUGCACAAGUGGACCACAACAGCCAUGCAUUUAGAAUACAUCGUAGUUAUACCUACUUAAUUGCCAUGCAAGUGCAAGGUAGAAUUUACUAUAGAGUACCGGUAAGUAUACAAAUGAUAUGUUUUGUGAUAAGAUAAGAGCACAUACUGUACUUGGUGCAGAUUCAAUGAUACAAAUCUUAUCAAAGGGCAUUUGAAUGCAACUCCCACCAGCCACUGACUACCAAAGAGUCCAAACCACCCCCCACCAUGUUUCCUUCAGACUUCUAAGAGCCCCUCAUUCUGACACUCCUUCACUAAAUACCAGGUGUUCUUUAGUGGGUGGAUAUCCCCCUAAGGCUAUCUUACUUUAGAGUGUAGAGGCUCUGCCUAUGCAUUGUUAAUAGAUGAGUUAGAGACCCAACCUUAGUGUUUGAUGUCCAAGCCCUGAACACCAUUGAUGUCCAGGGAUUUUAAGGGGAUCUGCUGUGCAUUAUGGGGGAUCAAAAUUCCAGAAACUUUCACAAUAUUCCCAGGUUUUAUGGACUUUUGAAAUCCUAUAGGGGAAUGUGUUAUGUCUGUGCCGUGUUGUGACCCUGCAUACCCAGCGCUCCUCCUAUCGGUCACUCCUCCCCAGCUGGUAGGGUCAGGGUGUGAGUCAGAAGACAUAUUCCAGACACCACACUCUGGAUCAUUGCGUUAGAGCUCGCCACUCAGAGAGUGGUACUAAGCAGGGGUUGGAACAAAAAUUAUUUUCCAAUCGUUUCAUUCUGAACAGAACCAUUCUUUUUUUGGUUCCGUUCCACUGUUCCGACCAGCAAAAUGAAGUUCUGAACUGGUUCGAACCCAAAAAUAGUAGCGGUUUAUAUUGUUCCUUUCUAUUCCUUUUUAAACCUUUGAAAUACAAUAUUUUGUACAUUUAGCUCGACAUUAAAUUACUUCACCAAUCAUUGUGGCUAGAGCCGCUUGCUAUGGAGUGGGCAAGCUAUUUACAUGCAUUGAACAGACGAGUGUAGGGCGCAAGAUGCAACUAAUAUUUUGCAGGUGGGGAGAGAGCGAGAGAGGUUGGAGGAGGAGGCUUGGCUUGAAGCGCUGGGCAUCUUGUUGUUAUGACAUGCAUUAAGAUGUGCGUCACAUUACGUGGUUCCCGGUGGGUAAAGAGUUUCACAACUCCUACUCAGCACAAGGUGACCUCAAGCCAACCAAAACUCACAGGCUAGACUUGCCAAUUGGCCAGGACUUUGUAAUCCUGUAAUAUCAUGGGAUCAGGGGUUAUUCAGACUGGGACUUUCCAGUGUGUUCUAAUAGGGGGAGAUAGCCUUGGGAUUGGCUGAUGUGUGUGUUUAUGUGCCAAAGAUCUUACAUGGUGCUUCAAUGAAUCAAAACAUGUUUGGAAUCACUCUUAAGCAUGUAUAGCAGAUUAAAAAAUAUAUACUUUUAACGUAAUUGAUUAUUUUAAGCCCGGUGCUCUUUGAAUAAGGCACCUAAUACAUUAUGUCUAGAGUAGACUGCACCUGUUGCACUUGUGACUUGGUUUGACACCAAGGUGAGAGGAGACAGAGGGUAGUGUAGCUCUGUCUGUCUGCGUGUGGUAUGUCAGGUCUCUCAACAUUACCCAACAGCACACCUCUAGCAGUGCUCCCAGCCAGCGUGACAUAACAUGGCCUUCAGGUUGGAUGCAGGAAGCAUAGAGUGAAGCAUUUCCCCUUGAUUUUUAGAGCCAAGAAUAUACAGAGUCAAUCUAACAUGUUUUUAGGUCUCAUGUUGAGACCAAAUGUUCCAGGGCCCUGUUUGAACACUAGCAAUGGAUUCUUCCUUCCUUCCUGCUGUGAGGUCAUCAGAAAUCAGACCGAAUUGGUGAAAGCCACAUUUACUUCUUCAACCUCAAUAGAUCACUAAUAUUUCAAGGAAAUUAGUAAGGAAGGAUGGUUUAGUAUAUAACAGGGCCCAAGUCAUUGCAAAGCUCUGAGAAUGUUGUCUGUACAGUGGGUAUGUUGCCAACAUUGGGGACCAGGAUAGACAGUGUUGUUUUGCUGAGACAUUUUCAGCUUCCAUGAAUUGUGUACAGAUCCUUGCGACAUGGGGCCGUGAAUUAUCAUGCUGAAACAUGAGGUGAUGGCGGAGGAUGAAUGACACGACUAUGAGCCUCAAGAUCUCGUCACGGUAUCUCUGCGCAUUCAAAUUGCCUGCCACGUUGUCCGUAGCUUAUGCCUGCCCAUACACCCACCGCCACCCUAUUGGCUACAGUGGCACCAGGGUCCUGUUCAUUAGGUUUAAAUGUUUAAAAACAUAUUAUUGCAACAGAAAACAAAAAUCUGUGUUUCUCAUUGGUAGUGUUCCUCCCUGUUUCAGUCCGUUUGGUGCCUAAUGAACAUGACCCAGCUCAAUGAGUUCACUGAUUUCUGGGCCACAUGGCGCUACUGAGCUGCAGAGUGGACUGAGCUGAAAAUAAACCUUUCCUGUUUACUUUUCUGAUCCAGCCUGGAGGGAAAACAUUUAUUUUGGUGCACAAUUGGCAGUUGGAUCCAAAAUAGCAACCCAGUAAACCUCCAGCACAUUUAUCUGUGACUGAUUAGCAGGGUGACUGGGUUUCCUCUGAGAAUAGCCUACAUUGAUUUAGCUCUGGUCCAGGUCGUUAGUGCGCUCUGCUCCACUACAUAGUAGAGGGGUGCACACUAACAACCUGGACCAGAGCUAAUAUUGAUUAUAGCACAAGUUACCGGGUUUGUCGGUUUCAGAGAAAUAUCACUCCUCUUGUGCUGCAAGAAUGGCCUGAACAAGAAAAUCCUAUAAGUGUGAGUCAGAAUAAGUAAAGUAUACCAGCUGUAGCUCAGCUGGUAGAGCACGGCGCUUGAAACGCCAAGGUAGUGGGUUCGAUCCCCGGGACCACCCAUACACAAAAAUGUAUGCACGCAUGACUGUAAGUCGCUUUGGAUAAAAGCGUCUGCUAAAUGGCAUAUUAUUAUUAUUAUUAUUAUUAUUAUUAUUAUUAUUAUUAUUAUAUCCAAAACACUGUCAUUAAAUUUGAUUGAAGAGUUCCCCAAGGAUUGUUGUCACUGCCCACAAAGUCCAAUCGACCUAUUUUCUUGCACUUAUUUCCAAAUGCGGUCCAUAUCAGAUAAAAUCACCUCUUUGAUAUGUAGGAAUGUGUGUUUUCACCCUUGACCCAUAUCACUCACUUCUCUUUCUCACUCACUUCCCUUUCUCACUCACUUCUCUUUCUCACUCACUUCCCUUCUCACUCACUUCGUCUGUCACUCACUUCCUCCACUCACUUCCCUUCUCACUCACUUCCUUUCUCACUCACUCCCUUUCUCACUCACUUCCCUUUCUCACUCACUUCCCUUUCUCACUCACUUCUCUUUCUCACUCACUUCCCUUUCUCACUCACUUCUCUUUCUCACUCACUUCCCUUUCUCACUCACUUCCCUUUCUCACUCACUUCCCUUUCUCACUCACUUCCCUUCUCACUCACUUCCCUUUCUCACUCACUUCCCUUUCUCACUCACUUUCUUUCUCACUCACUUCCCUUUCUCACUCACUUCUCUUUCUCUCCAUGCAGCCCUUCUCACAAGAAGAUGGAGAGGAAAGGUGAGUUCCUGGAAACACACAUUUUACACUUGUUUGUCUGUAAUUUGAUUUAAGUGGGUGGAAAACGGCUGGAGAAAAUAAAGACAGUAUGGUCUAGGACCUUCCUGCCACUUCUCUGUGAGAGGGCCUGUGUGUGUGUGUGUGUGUGUGUGUGUGUGUGUGUGUGUGUGUGUGUGUAAACGCUCUAAGCCAACUUUUCGUGUGUGUCCGUAGCAGCUCGGGCAUGAAGAGAUUACCCUACGCCAAUGAGGAUGAGUUUGGUUCCCCUCCCAAUAAGCUGGCCAGAAUGGACGAGCCCAAGAAAGGUAUGAUGUCUGUAUGUGGGGUGUUUUUGUGUUCUAUUUUUUAUUUUCUUUAUUUUUUUACCUUUAUUUAACCAGGUAGGCCAGUUGAGAACAAGUUCUCAUUUACAACUGCAACCUGGCCAAGAUAAAGCAAAGCAGUGCGAUAAAAACAACAACACAGAGUUACAUAUGGGAUAAACAAAAACGUACAGUCAAUAACACAAUAGAAAAAUAGAAAAUAUAUAUACAGUGUGUGCAAAUGUAGUAAGUUAUAGAGGUAAGGCAAUAAAUAGUCCAUAGUGGAAAAUAAUUACAAUUUAGUAUUAACACUGGAGUGAUAGAGUUGCAGAAGAUGAUGUGCAAAAACAGAUACUGGGGUGCAAAUGAGCAAAGUAAAUAACCAUAUGGGGAUGAGGUAGUUGGGUGGGCUAAUUACAGAUGGGCUGUGUACAGGUGCAGUGAUCAGUAAGCUGCUCUGCCAACUGAUGCUUAAAGUUAGUGAGGGAGAUAAGAGUCUCCAGCUUCAGAGAUUUUUGCAGUUCGUUCCAGUCAUUGGCAGCAGAGAACUGGAAGGAAUGGCGGCCAAAGGAGGUGUUGGCUUUGGGGAUGACCAGUGAGAUAUACCUGCUGGAGCGCAUACUACGGGUGGGUGUUGCUAUGGUGACCAAUGAGUUAAGAUAAGGCAGGGAUUUGCCUAGCAGUGAUUUAUAGAUGACCUGGAGCCAGUGGGUUUGGCGACAAAUAUGUAGUGAGGGCCAGCCAACGAGAGCGUACAGGUAAUAAUGGUGGGUAGUAUAUGGGGCUUUGGUGACAAAACGGAUGGCACUGUGAUAGACUACAUCCAAUUUGCUGAGUAGAGUGUUGGAGGCUAUUUUGUAAAUGAGUCUACUGUUCGUUGUCUGUCUGUGUGUGUGUGUGUGUGUGUGUGUGUGUGUGUGUGCCCACCAAUACACUGUGUAUGCACUACUGAUAAGGUGUCUCACAGUCACUGUUUACCAUCAUCCCUGGUAUGAGACCAGAGAGAGGGGGAGGUAUGCAGAGGGAGGAGUGUGUUAUUGUGUGUGCGUGUGUGUGUGCGUGCGUUGUUGUGAAUGUUAUGGCUUGCUCCCUGAAGGCCACCUACCCUCCCUACAAACACUGCCCAUAGACAUAGAGGCACAUGACUCCUUAAGGCAUCUGCAUGCUUACCAAGCCGAAACAGUUUGGUAUAGUUUGUGCAUAUAUUAUGACGACAUUUUGUGACGUUUUUGUUCGUUUUGGACUUCGGUGAGGGUUUUUGCGCUGUUCGGGCACACACAUUUUUUUCUGGAGGCAAGCCGAAGUUCGGAGCCGAAGUCUACGCCCCUUCGUCAGUGAUUGGUCAACGUAGGGAUUCUUCAAUAAAGUCUUUGUUGUCAUUCAACGAGACAUGACUCGUUUUCAUGCACAUUUUUUCAUUGAGAAAUACUGCACCGAACAUCUUAGUUAGAUGUAAAAUUGCGCUACUAAGAUCUCUAAAAAUGUAUGACAAAUUUAUUGAGUUAUCUUUUAUUAAUUCUGACUAUUUUGAGGAAGUGUAUACUGACUACGGCGUCUCAAAAUGGACAAACAGUACUAUUGACGCUUUCUUCUCGUUUUUCAAGCGAAGGUCUUUUAAGGGAGUACCCAAGCACACUUGUUCGGUUCGGCUAGCCGAGUUUGGCUUGGCACCAGCCGAACUGAAUAAUGCUGACACCUUUAUUCACCCAGUCCCUGAAACACACUCAUGCUGUAUUCCCCCCUCCCGACGGCAUAACCCAAUAUCACUGUUCAUUCUCACCUCUCACUCACAAUUCACACACAAGGACACACUCUUCACCCUUCAUCAGCAUAUGGACACGCACGCAUGCAAGCACACACGACUUGCACACUGUUUGUAUUGAGAAGCUUUUAACGAAAAGGCUUUUUUAAAUGUAGUACGGGAAGCUUAGUAUAGCGAAUGAUGUCAUAGUCACCAUUGCAGAAACUUGAAGUCAGAACACACACCAGCCAGGUCACCCAUGAUACAAGUCAGUAUUCGACGUCCAUCCAUGUCUUAGGACGUCAGGAGAUGAUGCGGAAACCGACCAUUAGGGGCAACAGUGAGCGUUGUUACCUUCAAGUAGGUUUUGGUUUUGCUAGAGUGUUGUGGACGGGGAUGGUGGAUGGGCGUUGAUUCCAAAGGUUGCAAGUUUGAAUCCAGUGAAAAAAAUAAUUUUUUCCCCCAAUUUCGCUGCAACUUCCCAACGGGCUCGGGAGAGGCGAAGGUCGAGUCAAACCUUAACCCUAACCUUAACCAUUCAGAGUUAAUGCCUAAUCUUAAGAAUUUGGCGUUAAUACCUGAACUUAACCCUAACCUUAAAAAUUCGGAAUUAAAGCCUAAACGUAACCUUAAACACUUUGAAAUUUGACGUUUGGAACAACUUCGAAUUUUGACGUUUGAGAAACAUGGAUGAACGUCUAAUUCUGACGUGAGACUGUGAGAGCUGGUAGACACACACACCCUUGGUCAAAAUCCCCUUUACGGUCACUUGUACUAGGGCUGCCAAAUUCCCUUUGAUAUCAUAUCCAGUGUCAGUGAACCAAUAGAUCUAUUUAGAGCACAUCUAUUCUGAGUAUCAGGUUGGAGUGAAUGUGGGUGGACAGUGGGCAGCGUGGUAGAGUGCUUGAAUAUCCUCCACGUGUGGGAAGUUACACUCCAGCCCUACCUGAGCAGUGUGCUGCCUCGCUCAGGAUCACAGACUGGGGCUGAGUUUGACCAGGCAUCCUGCCAAUGCUAACCCAGAGGUCUGGGAAGAGGCUGGGCAGACAACAAAUCUCUGGUCUAGAGAAUGACUUGGUCUUCCCAGUACCAGAGUACCAGAUGGACCAGAGCCUUGAGUUUGGCCCCUUCCCAGACUGGAAUGUCCUGGGCUAGGGUGACAGGGGCAGGAGGUCAUGGGGGCAGGUUGUUGUUAGUUAUUCAUUGUGGUUUGGGUGUCAGACUGCUGUGUGUGUGUGCGUGUGUAGCAGGAGGAAGCGGUACUCGCUAGGCAAGCAGCGUGACGUCCGUUGCACGUAUGCGUGUUCACGUGCAUGUGUGUGUUUGUGUGUGUGUACGUAUAUGUGUGUUUGUGCGAAUGUGUAUUACUGUCCCAGAUCUGAUAGAACACUGUGAGGUAUGGGUCACUUGAGACAGGGUCAUAGUGAGAAUCUCAGUUCAAACCCACAUAAAGGGCCUCACCACCAGUCAGGCUGCUUAGCAGAUAUCUGACUCUGCCAAUAAGUUCAUGUGCUGUGUGAUUUGGGGUGUGUGUCCUGCUAUGACUUUGGUUUUGCGAAACCUAGCCCCAUUUGAGUGUGUUUGUGUGUAUAUUUAUGUAUGUUUGUGUAUGUGUCCCUGUGUGUGUGUGUGUGUGUACAUGCCUGUGUGUAUGUGUGAUCAGUAUGUCUCACUGUACCCCUCCUCUCUCCUAUGUAGUUCUGCUGUAUGUGCGUAAGGAUACCGAGGAGGUGUUUGAUGCUGUCAUGCUGAAGAACCCCACACUGAAAGGCCUGGUGGAAGCAGUAAGUUUCUACGCAAUACAACUAGAGCAUAAUAAUAUAAUAAUAUCAUAAUAUUAUAGUAAUAACACAGUAAUAUGGCCAUUAAGCCCUAAGUGCUUUACAGUUAAUCGUCAUUGUAUGUGGCCCAUGCAGGAAUCAAACCCACAACCCUAGUGCAAAAACAUGCUCCAAACAACUGCAGGUUCAGAACCACAAUCCUCCACUAAAGUUUAUGAAACAGAUCACUUUUACUCAUAAAGUCAAACUUCACACCCACAGAACCACCAUGAUAGUGGCUUAGAAACAGGGUGAGCCUGUCCCUAGUGGGGUUUCAUAGGGUCAGUCAGGGAGGGACACCCAGGGAGACAGCCAGACAUAUGGUGUAUGUUAUGGGAGGCUGGUCACAUCGCAUCACUCCAGUGACACUAGUGUGGGUGGCUCUGUUUGUGUCACGGCCCAUUCUGCCACACAAACUCCUCUAUCGUCUACCCUGAAAUUACCCAUGGCCACUAUCUAUCUCGCUCAGCUUGAUUAUCAUAAUUCAAGCCAGCAUCUCAGAGAGAGCGAGAGAGACAGAGAGGAGACACAACUCAACCUAGAUGAUUAUUUCCUAGAAAUGGAGGGACGGAUGGAGAAAGAGAAAGGGGGGUGCCCAAGGAGGACAGAGGCAUUACCACGUGUAGGGUCUCCCUUCAGGUGGGGGGCCAUGGUGGCUAUGGUUCUGAUUAGGGGGUCUGUCUGGCGUAGUGCACUAAGACAAAGGGUAUAGUGGACAUCCCUCAGCAGGGGACACCAGGCUGUGGGGAACUCAACAUGGGUCCCCAACCGCCUCCACAACAGGCCAAAUGAGUUGUGACAGGGCCUCUUAGUUUCCCGGGGAGGGGAGAGUGGGCAGCUGGGGGCAAAGGGUGGCAAAGAUACCAUCAUAUGUCUCUUCCCAUUUCUCUUCUCUUUCCUGGUUGAAUUUUGAUUAAUUUGUUAGGGUGAUCUUUUUUUUAUUCAUAGAAGAUGGAAAACAAAACAUUAAGGCAUUGUAAAAAAGAUAUAUAUAAUGGAGUUAUUGAGUUACAUUAUAAAGGAGUUAUUGAGUUACAUUAUAAAGGAGUUAUUGAGUUACAUUAUAAAGGAGUUAUUGAGUUCCAUUUUAAAUAAUAAAAAAAACACACAAAAAAACAACAAGUAUACAACAUAAUGUUACUUCAAAACAAAGCAAGCACCAGACCUAGGUUCAAAUACUAUUUCAAACAUCUCAACCACCCUCACAUACAUUGUCUCUUCUUUCAAACAAGAGACUACUGGAUAACAAGUCUUUGUUGCUCCGCUUCUUCUAGAUAUCAGAGAAAUACAACGUGCCGCUCGAGAAAGUGGGGAAAGUCUACAAGAAAUGCAAGAAAGGGUAAGAGGUUCACAUCAAUGGUUAAGUUUAUUUACCAUGAUUAAGAUCAUUCUACAACAAGUAAACGUUAUAUUUGUGGAGAAUCAGGCUUUUUAUGUAUUACAUUAUGUAUUACAUAAUAAGAUAAUAACCAUGGAAAUAGACUGACUAGAUUCUAUUUCUAGGAUACUGACAUCCCUAUCUGUCCCUCUAUUAGGAUUCUAGUCAACAUGGAUGACAACAUCAUCAAGCACUACUCCAAUGAAGACACCUUCCAGAUCGCCAUGGAGGAGCUAGGGGGUGUGUACAAACUCACCCUGACUGAAAUCUGAUUGGCCCAAAGGGAGGGGUGGGGAGUGAUUGACACUGUCACCGCCCAGUCUACAUAGAGUGUGGACAUUGGGCAGCUUGUAAAGUUGUUGUAAAUGUAAAGAAAUGUGGUUUACACAUACACAUACACAUGGCCUUAGCCCAGUCACCGAACAUGAACAGAAUGUCUCUGACACUAUUCGCAAUAUCUACAGUCCACUAGCAUGGUUCCAGAUCUGUUGUUAUCAGUCAUGCCAAUGAUCAUUGCAGUUGUCGAGACAGCAUAAACUGAUCUGGGACAAGGCUUAACUGUCCACCUGUCUGAGAGACAGUGUUCUUUGUUAUCUGUAAGGUCACUAAGCCAAGUUACAAAGCCACUGCUCUUAUAUGAUGAUGGCAUUGUGUCGAUGGCUUGAUGUAGACUUUUGAUACAUUUUGUGUAACUUUUAUAUAUAAGAAUCGAGUGUAACAAGAAGCCCUCUUCGUUUUGUAAUAGCUAUGUAAUAUAUGUAUGUAAAGGCCAUUUGAGAAUCUUUGUUACAGUACAGUAUGUGUGGCGUAUUUGUUGUGUGGCUAUAAUACCUGAUGCUAUGCAGACAAACCUUCUCUCAGUAUCUUUGUGUUGUUCAUGGAAUACGUAAGAGAAACAGGCUAAUAAUGCAUUGAUUUUGACAUUAGCAUUAGCAUCAUAGUAGAGUGGUUGGAGAUGCAUGCUAUCAUUUAGCCUGGUCCCAGAUCUGUUUG